Megalobrama amblycephala (Wuchang bream) is the source of this 3753-nucleotide messenger RNA. It is a transcript of the gene mbnl2, whose product is annotated as muscleblind-like splicing regulator 2. NCBI's taxonomy places the organism in Eukaryota, Metazoa, Chordata, Actinopteri, Cypriniformes, Xenocyprididae. The record is from RefSeq and is a predicted model, not a curated record. Gene Ontology annotation, molecular function: metal ion binding. The transcript is spliced from 9 exons. The coding region runs from base 774 to 1940 and encodes 388 amino acids.
CCCUCCUCCCACGAUCUGUCAGAGCAGCUUGUUGCACGACCAGCUUCUUGGUAAACUAACUUGAGUUCGGCGUUAAAAUCCAAACCAGUUGCCUGACAAAUCGCGUUUUGCGCGGACCGACGAGGAUCUUCGCUUUGAUUAAAAAACAAGCCUUAAUUCCCUUGACUUAACGAGUCAUUUACGGCAGUUUCCAUCGAGCUCUUUUGCUGUCUGCGUGAUUUGUGGUCAAGAAACAGCAGCGGCAGGUCAUGGUAUCCAGAUCCCGGACAGAAGAAAGUGCCUUCUCUGACGACGUUCCUACUUGAAUCUGCUCGUCGCCCCCAUCCUACACUGGCUUGGCUCCCAAAAGAUCUCAAUUCCUCAGACUUGCCAAAGCACAAGGAACCAACACGCUCUUUCCAUUCGCGGACCGUUAUUAGAUAUCGUUCCAAGGAGAGCCAUUGCCUUCAGGUAGUGUUAUCCACAACCGUUGGGCUCAAGACCGUUUGGAGACCUGGAGCAUGUUCUUAUUGUCGCUCCAGUGUUGUGCACCUGGGACUAAAUGACUGAUGAACGACUUGGCAGAGAUUGACAGCUUCACUGAUAGCGGCCAUCUCCCAUGCGACAGCCAACGGGGGUCUGAAUGUGACAUCUCUAUUUAAAGGGCCUCGCCAACAAACUGAGACGAACCUCAAAACUACAACAACACACAAAUACGUUCACAGACUUUUCAAAUCCAAAUCAACAAUCUACUGACGCCAUAGAGCCUGCAGGUUCUCGACACAACUUUUGCUAUGGCUUUAAACAUCGCGUCGAUACGAGACACAAAAUGGCUGACUCUCGAAGUGUGCCGGCAGUUUCAGAGAGGGACUUGCUCGCGCAGUGACGAGGAAUGCAAAUUCGCGCACCCACCCAAGAGCUGCCAGGUGGAGAACGGACGGGUGAUCGCCUGCUUCGACUCGCUGAAGGGUCGGUGUACGAGAGAGAACUGUAAGUACCUUCACCCACCAGCGCAUCUGAAGACGCAGCUGGAAAUCAACGGACGCAACAACCUCAUCCAGCAGAAGACCGCAGCAGCGAUGCUGGCCCAGCAGAUGCAGUUCAUGAUCCCUGGCACCACCAUGCAACCAGUGCCUACAUUUCCUGUCAGCCAAGGUCUGGGCUCAAGCCCUGGACUGAGUUACGCACCGUAUCUGACUCCCAUGAGCCACGGCAUGGGUCUUGUCCCCACAGAGAUGCUCUCCAGCACCCCUGUCAUCGUCCCCGGCAGCCCGCCGGUUAGCGUGCCGAGCUCGUCCUCCACGCAGAAACUACUGCGCACAGACAAGCUCGAGGUGUGUCGCGAGUUUCAGCGGGGUAACUGCGCGCGUGGCGAGACCGACUGCCGCUUCGCCCAUCCUAGCGACAGCCCCAUGAUUGACACGAGCGACAACACGGUCACCGUGUGCAUGGACUACAUCAAGAGCCGCUGCUCGCGCGAGAAGUGCAAGUAUUUCCACCCUCCAGCACAUCUGCAGGCCAAGAUCAAAGCAGCCCAGCACCAGGCCAACCAGACUGCCGUCGCAGCGCAGGCCGCCGCUGCAGCCAUGACUCAGUCGACUGCCAAAGCAAUGAAGCGACCCCUCGAGGCAUCUGUAGAUCUGGCCUUUCCCCAUGGAGUCCUGCAGCCCCUACCAAAGAGACCAGCACUAGAAAAGAGUAACGGGGCCAGUACUCUCUUCAACCCCAGUGUCUUGCACUACCAACAGGCUUUGGCCAACGCACAGCUUCAGCAGCCCACCGCUGCGUUCUUUCCCACAGGGUCAGUUCUGUGCAUGGCUCCUGCUAGCAGCAUUGAUCAUCUUGAAGUAAACCACCGAAGAGGAACGGGGUGUCAGGAAGCUGCUUUGAGAAACCCAAAAAGAUCCCCGUGUAAAUACGACCUGCCCUCCCCGUUAGAACUACAGCAACCUGCAUGCUAAAGCGUAAACACAUUAGCAACCCACUACACAAUACACACACACACCAUAUACCUGUUAUGCUUGGAAAAGUGACUCAACCGGUUUCUAACUUCAAAACAAAAGAUAUAAAAAAGCAAAACAAGAAAAUAUAUAUGAAUAUAUAUAAAUAUAUAUAUAUAUAUAUGUCAAUGUACAGCACGUUUCAUAGAGGCAUAAGUGAGAUUCAUCUGAAUGAUCGGUCACCCGUCAGAUGUAAUGUGUAUUUUUCUCCCAUGGUUGUUUUAAAUGAAAAACAAAUGCACAAUGUUCACCCUGAGCGGACGAUGAGCGACGCAAGGAAACACACACACACACACACACACACACACACUAGGUUUGCACUGUCAGAAAUAGUGCUUAAUAUUAAGUGCUUGAUUGUCUUGAACGGGAGGACGUCUCCUGCAGAGUAUGUCUUAAACAUCCCCACGCACCCUCCGGAUAGGGGAAAGAGGGGUUGCUCGAUUUUUAUUUCUUGUUUUAAUACACAACACCGAAUGUCACAUUGCGGACAAAACGAAGAUUGUCUACUGGUCAAAAAUGCGCCUCCCUCCAGUUUCACCUUCUUGGACUCGAGCUGAUCCGUCUUCGGAAACGGAAACGAUUCGAUUAUUGCUGUUCUUCAUCCCCAACGGCCAAAGAAAGGUUUACUCUGACACGAAGCAUGAACAUAAACAGUCGGUGUCAGAAGUGCGAAUGUGGCAAACCACGUGCCAUGCGACCACGUUUCUGUCUGCGUCUCUGCUAAAGGACUGUGUUUUACUCCUUCCUUUUUUGUUUUUAAAUGGACGGUGAAUGAUUUCGAUGUGUCCGUGGGAACACUGGCCAUCAGGGAGUCGACUCUGGCUUCUAUCCCGUGCCAAGGGCUUACAUUAAACUGGAGAGCUGCUGUAAACAAACUCGUACACACUCGUAGACGAGACGGACUUCUCCAAUUUGUCUGGGGCCUGUUCGUCGUCCCAAUCACACGGUGCCCAGCGAACGGAAAACGCGAGGAGGAAGGGGGCGCGAAACGUUGCAGUAGACGAUCUCUGACGCGUCUCUCGCCGAUAAUCCUGUUUUAUUUGAUAAACAGUAGAAGUGCCUAAAAAAUAUAUUUUACACAGCAAGCAUCUUGAGAAGAUGACUUUAUGUGGGGUUGGGGGUUAUAAAAACACUCUUUGGUGUCAAAAAGCAAGUAAAGCUCCCGAAAUGAUCUCGGCCCAUUUGGACAAAAGAAAAGAGACAAGAAACACGUAGACUUAAAUGCAUUUCAUACACCACCAUGGUCUGUUUCAUUACACAACAUGGAUGUUGCUAGAAAUUGGUGCAGAACUGAAUAAUAGGUAGAAUGUUGAUUGACGUCGGAAAUGUAAAGGAACUUUGUCAGGACGAGCUAAAUGUCUGUAACGCGUGACGUAUGAGUUUGGUAAACGAUUGUCAUAGCGGUGUGUUCUUAAGCAGUUUUGUUGUUGAGUCAGGACUGUCCGUUCUGUCGUUUUCUUACUAUAACGAAACACCUAACAGCAUCGUUUCAUUUUUAUUUGGAUGUUGUUGUUUUUUUUGUUUUGUUUUGUUUUGUUUUGUUUUGUUUUUUACAUGGAAUAGUGUUGUCAAAAAUACCAACUUGUGUACCAAAUGUGACGAUAUCAGCAUUUCCCCCUAGCAUUUUAAGCGCUGUUGAGCGGAUGUUGAAGCUAUCCCUGAAGCUAUCCUUGGUGUAAAUGACUUUCUUCUUUCUGAUGAACACAUUCGGCGUUAUAUUAAUAAAUAUCCUGAAGUGUCCAAGCUUUAUAAUGGGAGUGAACGGGACCAACAA